Molecule: messenger RNA, 1731 nt
Organism: Hyla sarda
Lineage: Eukaryota; Metazoa; Chordata; Amphibia; Anura; Hylidae
Product: pleckstrin homology-like domain family A member 2
Exons: 2
Coding region: 652-1059 (135 amino acids)
Biological process (GO): positive regulation of apoptotic process
Molecular function (GO): phosphatidylinositol phosphate binding
Source: RefSeq, a predicted model, not a curated record
UGUUUUAGCUGCCUACCAGUGAGGAGGAGCCAGCUAUAUCUCUCAGUCAGUGAAUAACUACAGUCAUCCUAUUAGGCUGGGCAGUGUUCCUUGCAGCUGCAUUUGUCUGAGUGACUAGGAAGAACUUACAGCGUCUACCUAUCGAGCAUUCGGUCCCACCCAGAAGCCUGGGGCAUGAAUGAGGAGGAGAGAGAGCCAUAAAUCCAUCCUACAAGCACAAAGCUGUCUCCCUCUGCAAACAGUUCCUUAGUUUGUUCGGCUCUAAUCACCUAAGGAAGAGCUGGAUAUUACAUUUCCUGCAGUUCCGCGCUGUCAAGUUGCUGCUGCCCUAUGAUAUUGUCGGUGGAAGUCUUUUGCAUGCAACCGACUGCUGCCACCCUCUUAGGAGAGGUAAAGGUUUGGAAAAACGAGGGAUUCCCAGCAGUAAAGUCUCUAUGGAAGUCUGCGAGAAUCGUCUGUCAUGUCCUAAAGAAGUUCUUCAUUGAGAAAGAAGUCCUCUGUACAAGAAAGCCUCACGAUUCCAAAUCCGCAGAUACAAUUAUAGCGGACUAAGUUAUGGCUGGGAGAUAUAUCCACUUGAAGGCCUAAAACCGGUCCAAUCCCUAGCCAAGAUCACCGACGACAAUAAAGACUACUCAAAAUUGGCGACCAAUGAACCAGUCCAUCAUGGCGUCUACUACAGCCAUCAAGGAAGGGGACCUGGAAAAGAGGAGCGACAGCUUCCUUCAGCUAUGGAAGAAAAGAAGAUGUGUCCUGACCGCCGAUGGUCUACUUCUGUACACGGACUCUCGAAAGAAAGGCAAGGCCAAAAUUCUAAAAUUUGAUUCUUUGGCCAAGUUAGAGUGCGUGGAGAGGAAGGGAGAACGCGUCUACUUUACCCUGGUCACCAUGGAAGGACAGGAGAUAGACUUUCGCUGCAGGGAACGCAGCCAAUGGAACGCAGAAAUCACCCUGGCCUUGGUGGGCUUCCAAAACAGACGAGCUGUGCAAGAGCUAAGGGCGAGGAAAGAGCAUCAGGCCCGGGAUUCAGGGGACCGUUUAAGGAGUUGGGGACCAUGAUUGUUCCAUUUGUGGUUUUCUCCUUCCUGUUGAUGGGGCGCAGAUGAAAUGGCUCUGUCUUCUGGCUUUUCCUUUUGUGAUGAUCCUGAGAAGGAGGUCAGCCAAGAAAAGACUGAAGCUACCGUGGACCCCAAUGGCUGACAACAGAACGUCUUGUACCCUGAUCCUUACUAUGCAGAAGAAAAAGUCCUUGGAUAGACUUAGAUCUCUCUACAAGAGGAGCAUAUGAUGCCUUGAACACUUUCUUUAACUACUAUUUGAGACAUUCGUUAAUAGCAAGAUAUAUUUACAGCCAUCGUGACCAGAAGAUGGGGCUCUCUUAUUGCCAUUUCUUUCCCCGUUCCAGUGUGUUGUGUCUCGCAGAAAGUGGAAAGAGGGAGGUGGUUUUGAUGGUGACAAAUACAGAGUUGGUGGAGGUGCAUUAUGGGAAAUCAGACAACUUAGUUAUUCCACUGUAGAGAAGGUGGAGGUGCAAAACUGGUACCAUGCCAUCUAGCAACUUCCCUGUCGAGUAGAAGGAGGUGCAUUAUGGGAAUGAAUCAGAACGACAGCUCUCCUCCCCCUCUCUGCACCUGGCCUGGUCAGCAGCGUCCCUGACCGUGUGUGUGCACGAAGAAAGAAAACGGUCCAGCACUGGUUUGCAGGUAAAAACAGCUUCUUCUUUAUUGGGUC